GAGGCUACCACGCUUGCGUCAGCCAUGAAAAGCGGAAGCGGAAGACUGGACGCCUCGCUGGGCACCUCAGCAACCAGUAGCCAUGCGCGGCUUGGAGAAGCCAGGGCCUCGGCCUACAGCGAACUUGUGCGGCUGCGUGAAGCCGGCUCUGGAGACAGGGAAUAUUUUAACUGAGCCAAUUGGCUACUUGGAAUCCUGUUUCUCAGCCAAGAAUGGUACUCCAAGACAGCCAUCCAUUUGUAGCUAUUCUCGAGCCUGUUUGAGGAUUAGAAAGAGCAUCUUUAAUAAUCCUGAACAUUCCCUGAUGGGCCUGGAACAGUUUUCUCAUGUUUGGAUUUUGUUUGUUUUUCACAAGAAUGGUCAUUUGAGCUGUAAGGCAAAAGUGCAGCCGCCUAGGCUGAACGGUGCGAAGACUGGAGUUUUUUCCACAAGGAGCCCUCAUCGCCCCAAUGCAAUAGGAUUGACUCUGGCCAAGCUGGAAAAGGUAGAAGGUGGAGCUAUAUACCUUUCUGGAAUUGACAUGAUACAUGGCACACCCAUACUAGACAUCAAGCCCUAUAUAGCUGAGUAUGACUCACCACAAAAUGUGAUGGAGCCUUUAGCAGAUUUUAAUUUACAGAAUAAUCAACAUAAACCAAAAACUGUGCCCCAGUCUGACGGCAAGACUGACAGCUGUGACCAGCGACAGCUCUCAGGGUGUGAUGAGCCACAACCCUACCAUGGCACUAAGGAGAAACCUAAAUGUCCUGAAGACAGGACUUCAGAAGAAAACUGCCUGACACAUAGUGACACAGCACAAAGUCAGCAGGCAUUCCCUAUGCACAGGGAGAUCACAGCGGAUUUUGGUUUGGAAUCAAGAAGUGAUCAGAGUUCCAGCGUGGCAGAAGAGCAAAUUGGCCCAUAUUGCCUGGAGAAGAGCUUUUUAGAGGAAGGUACAGAUAAGAAGCUAGAAAGAGUGGAAGGAGCAGCAGUCCUGCAAGGAAGCAGGGCGGAGACACAGCCUAGGGCUCCUCACUACCCUGCUGGAAGGGCUGAUGGAGCUCUCCACAGCGUGGUUCCUGCCUGGGUGAGAGAGGCCCCUGUGGCCACUUUGGAAGUGCGGUUUACUCCUCAUGCUGAGAUGGACCUUGUGCAGCUCAGUUCACAAGGUGAGCCAGAUGUUGGUCAGGCAUCAUUUAAAUAUUUUCAGUCAGCCGGGGAAGCGAAGCGUGCCAUUGAGGCUGUGCUGUCAGCGGACCCUCGGUCUGUGUACCGCCGGAAGCUUUGCCAGGACCGCCUGUUCUACUUUACUGUAGACAUAGCGCAUGUCACUUGCUGGUUUGGUGAUGGUUUUGCAGAGGUUCUGAGGAUCAAGCCGGCUUCUGAGCCUGUUUAUAUGACUGAGCCUGUGGGGUCCUUGGUGUCUCUAGGGUCUUAAGGAGCCUCUGUCAUGUCUUUAAGAUAGCAUCAUUUAUCUUUGGUUGUGGCUUUUGGAUUUUCUGAAGAAGCUAAUGUACCGAGAAGCAACACUUUGUGAUCUCGCUGCUUUCAUUGAUUUGGGCUGUUCAAAAUGUUUAUUUGAAAAAUGCAUACUUUAAUAAACUAAGAGAUAGAAAAUACAGAGAAAUCA
Cebus imitator (Panamanian white-faced capuchin) is the source of this 1609-nucleotide messenger RNA. RefSeq names its product tRNA methyltransferase O (gene TRMO). The record is from RefSeq and is a predicted model, not a curated record. The coding region runs from base 83 to 1417 and encodes 444 amino acids. The transcript is spliced from 5 exons. Lineage: Eukaryota; Metazoa; Chordata; Mammalia; Primates; Cebidae.